Molecule: messenger RNA, 2413 nt
Organism: Loa loa (African eye worm)
Lineage: Eukaryota; Metazoa; Nematoda; Chromadorea; Rhabditida; Onchocercidae
Product: hsp70-like protein, variant 1
Exons: 9
Coding region: 1-1875 (624 amino acids)
Biological process (GO): cellular response to unfolded protein; protein refolding; vesicle-mediated transport
Cellular component (GO): nucleus; cytosol; plasma membrane
Molecular function (GO): ATP hydrolysis activity; ATP-dependent protein folding chaperone; heat shock protein binding
Source: RefSeq, a predicted model, not a curated record
AUGUCAAAGAACGCUAUUGGUAUCGAUCUUGGAACUACGUACUCCUGCGUGGGUGUGUUCAUGCAUGGCAAAGUAGAAAUCAUUGCUAACGAUCAAGGUAACCGAACAACACCAUCGUAUGUAGCAUUUACGGAUACUGAGCGUCUCAUUGGUGAUGCAGCCAAAAAUCAAGUUGCAAUGAAUCCACAUAACACUGUUUUCGAUGCGAAGCGACUGAUUGGUCGUAAGUUUGAUGACGGGUCAGUGCAAUCAGAUAUGAAACACUGGCCAUUUAAAGUAGUGAAUGCUGGUGGUGGUAAACCAAAAGUGCAGGUUGAAUACAAGGGAGAGACGAAAACCUUCACACCAGAAGAAAUUUCGUCGAUGGUUUUGGUCAAAAUGAAGGAGACGGCUGAAGCUUUUCUGGGUCAUGCGGUGAAAGAUGCUGUUAUCACAGUCCCCGCCUACUUUAACGACUCACAACGACAAGCAACUAAAGAUUCUGGUGCAAUUGCUGGUCUAAACGUCCUUCGUAUUAUCAACGAACCAACAGCUGCUGCUAUUGCUUAUGGUUUGGACAAGAAGGGCCAUGGUGAACGCAAUGUACUUAUCUUUGACCUUGGUGGUGGUACUUUUGAUGUGUCUAUCCUAACCAUCGAGGAUGGUAUUUUCGAAGUCAAGUCUACUGCUGGCGACACUCAUCUUGGAGGCGAAGACUUUGAUAAUCGCAUGGUCAAUCAUUUUGUUGCGGAAUUCAAGCGUAAACACAAGAAAGAUCUUGCUACUAACCCACGUGCGCUUCGUCGUUUACGUACUGCAUGCGAAAGGGCGAAACGAACACUCUCUAGUUCAUCUCAAGCAAGUAUUGAGAUUGAUUCGUUGUUCGAGGGGAUUGACUUCUACACAAAUAUUACGCGUGCUCGCUUUGAAGAACUUUGUGCUGAUCUUUUCCGCUCAACAAUGGAUCCGGUUGAAAAAGCAUUACGUGAUGCUAAAAUGGAUAAAGCUCAAGUUCAUGAUAUUGUGUUAGUGGGUGGGUCGACACGUAUCCCAAAAGUGCAGAAGCUCCUGUCAGAUUUCUUUUCUGGUAAAGAAUUGAAUAAAAGCAUCAAUCCAGAUGAGGCCGUGGCAUACGGUGCAGCAGUGCAAGCAGCUAUUCUUUCUGGUGAUAAGUCGGAAGCCGUACAAGAUUUGUUACUGCUUGACGUCGCACCACUUUCACUUGGUAUAGAAACAGCUGGGGGCGUUAUGACUGCUCUUAUCAAGCGGAACACUACUAUUCCUACGAAAACUUCUCAAACUUUCACGACUUACUCCGACAACCAGCCUGGAGUCCUCAUUCAGGUUUACGAAGGAGAACGUGCUAUGACCAAAGACAAUAAUUUGCUUGGUAAAUUCGAGUUGUCUGGAAUUCCACCUGCUCCUCGUGGUGUGCCUCAAAUUGAAGUCACAUUUGAUAUUGAUGCGAACGGUAUCCUGAAUGUUUCUGCACAGGAUAAAUCCACAGGCAAACAAAACAAGAUAACAAUUACAAAUGAUAAAGGGCGUUUGUCGAAGGAUGAGAUCGAGCGGAUGGUGCAGGAGGCCGAGAAGUACAAAGCAGAUGAUGAAGCACAGAAAGAUCGUAUUGCAGCGAAGAAUGCUCUCGAGUCAUAUGCAUUCAAUAUGAAGCAAACAGUCGAGGACGAGAAGUUGAAGGAUAAGAUUUCUGAAGAGGAUAAGAAAAAGAUUCAAGAGAAAUGCGACGAAACAGUUAGGUGGUUGGAUCGUAACCAGACAGCUGAAAAAGAUGAGUUUGAGCACCGACAAAAGGAAUUGGAGUCUGUUUGCAAUCCGAUCAUUACAAAACUCUAUCAGAGUGCUGGUGGUAUGCCUGGAGGUAAGUUGAUUGAAUGAUUUGUUGGUUGGGAUUAGUGAUCUUCGGUGCCUGUGUUGCAUUACUUACCUCUCAUUUGCGUAAUUUGAUAGAACUCUAUCAACUGCUUGUUGCAGUACUAAUUUCGUUUGGUAUGAAAUGUACAGGGCGGUAUGAGCUAAUCAGCAAUCAGUAGGAAUUAUCUAAUGGCGGGGAUUUUUUCAGGAAUGCCUGGUGGCAUGCCGGGUGGAGCUCCAGGUGGAGCUUCGACGGGCGGUGGACCAACAAUUGAAGAAGUUGAUUAGAUGAUUUGUCGAUCGGAAUUAACGAUCUCGUCUUUGCUGCAUGUAUUACCUCUCGUUACCUGUUUCUGAUGUUAUGAAAUUCAAAUUAUUGAGUUCUUUGCAAUCUCAUGUUACUUGAGACGUGGUCGAGAUAGGUUGUACUUGAAGUUAUCCAUAUUGAUGUGCUUGUUAUUGUUUUCUUUUUUGAUUUGUAAGUAAAACUUAAGUUAUGGUGCGUAUAGAUGAAAAUAUCAUAAGUGGUGCUAAAGGAGCGAGCACGGUGACUCCGCGUCUU